Messenger RNA from Penicillium concentricum, 849 nucleotides. Its product is annotated as ribonuclease P subunit p30 family protein. The transcript is spliced from 3 exons. NCBI's taxonomy places the organism in Eukaryota, Fungi, Ascomycota, Eurotiomycetes, Eurotiales, Aspergillaceae. The record is from RefSeq and is a predicted model, not a curated record. Gene Ontology annotation, molecular function: RNA binding. Bases 1 to 849 code for a protein of 282 amino acids. Gene Ontology annotation, cellular component: nucleolar ribonuclease P complex. Gene Ontology annotation, biological process: tRNA processing.
AUGUUUUACGACCUGAAUGUACCUUACAGCCCCGAUGACCCGGAGGUGCCCCACACUCUGAAUUUCCUCGCCGAACUUGGUUACACUACGGUUGCCCUGUCUCAAACGAUCAACGGGAAGCUUCCCCCGACACUUGCUCCACCUCCUCUUCCAACAAACGCGCCAAAAUCCCUCCAACUGCUGACCCGGUUGAACCUGACUCUGGCCGACCCCGCGCAGAACCAGCGCCUAACCGCCCUGAGUCAAGCCUACGACAUCGUUGCUCUCCGUCCCACAAAUGAAAAGUCACUUCUAAAUGCGUGCACCAACUUGGAAUGCGACGUGAUCUCCGUGGAUCUCUCGGUGCGACUUCCAUACCACUUCAAAUUCAAAAUGCUGUCCGCGGCAAUCUCACGUGGAGUUCGUAUCGAGAUCUGCUAUGGGCCAGGUAUCACGGGGAGUGGACUUGAUGCCCGACGAAACCUCAUUGGGAAUGCAACUUCCUUGAUCCGCGCGACACGAGGUCGAGGCAUUAUCGUGUCCAGUGAAGCAAGAAGAGCUUUGAGUCUACGAGCCCCAUGGGACGUGAUUAAUCUUGCCUGUGUCUGGGGUCUAUCACAAGAGCGCGGAAAGGAAGCAGUCUGCGAAGAGUCCCGGAAGGUCACAGCUUUGGCCAAGUUGAAGCGAACCAGUUGGCGAGGCAUCGUGGAUGUCGUGCAGCCAGACAACGGAGCGGAUAAUCUCAAGAGGAAGGCUUCUAUCAGCUCUGAGCCUGUCGCCGAGGAUGCUGACAAGCCUUUGUCCAAGCGAGAAAUCAAACGACGAGCCAAGAAAGCACGAUUUGACGCAAAAGGAGAGAAUGCUACUUGA